AUGUUGCGAAGAUGGUUUCUGCCAAGAAGUUUAAACGAAUCCCCAGGACAGAACCACAAGGAGGAGAAAUUGUGCUCGGAAAAUUUCACCCGCAUCUUGGACAGUUUGCUGGAUGGUUAUGACAACAGGCUUCGUCCCGGAUUUGGGGGUCCUGUUACUGAAGUAAAAACUGACAUAUAUGUCACCAGCUUUGGACCUGUUUCUGAUGUUGAAAUGGAAUACACAAUGGAUGUAUUCUUCAGACAGACAUGGAUUGACAAAAGACUCAAAUAUGAUGGCCCUAUUGAAAUCUUGAGAUUGAAUAAUAUGAUGGUAACAAAAGUGUGGACCCCUGAUACUUUCUUCAGGAAUGGAAAGAAAUCUGUUUCACAUAAUAUGACAGCUCCAAAUAAGCUUUUUAGAAUUAUGAGAAAUGGCACUAUUUUAUAUACAAUGAGACUCACCAUAAGUGCGGAGUGUCCCAUGAGAUUGGUGGAUUUUCCCAUGGAUGGUCAUGCUUGCCCUUUGAAAUUUGGGAGUUAUGCAUAUCCGAAGAGUGAGAUGAUCUACACCUGGACAAAAGGGCCAGAGAAGUCAGUCGAAGUGCCAAAGGAAUCAUCCAGCUUAGUUCAAUAUGACUUAAUUGGACAAACCGUAUCAAGUGAAACUAUCAAAUCGAUUACGGGUGAAUAUAUUGUUAUGACGGUUUACUUCCACCUCAGACGGAAGAUGGGCUAUUUCAUGAUUCAGACGUAUAUUCCAUGCAUAAUGACAGUGAUUCUUUCUCAAGUGUCGUUCUGGAUAAAUAAGGAAUCAGUUCCAGCUAGGACUGUAUUUGGAAUAACCACAGUUCUCACCAUGACCACACUGAGCAUCAGUGCACGCCAUUCUUUGCCCAAAGUGUCCUAUGCUACUGCCAUGGACUGGUUCAUUGCUGUCUGCUUUGCUUUUGUGUUUUCGGCCCUUAUUGAAUUUGCUGCUGUCAACUAUUUCACCAAUAUUCAAAUGGAAAAAGCCAAAAGGAAGGCAUCAAAAACCCCUCAGGAAAAUCCAGCUGCUCCAGUGCUAAGAGAAAAGCAGGCUGAAGCACCUCUGCAGAAUACAAAUGCCAAUUUGAACAUGAGGAAAAGGACAAAUGCCUUGGUUCAUGCUGAAUCAGAUGUUGGCAGCAGAACUGAGGUGGGAAACCAUUCAAGCAAAUCUUCCACAGUUGUUCAAGAAUCUUCUGAAACCAAACUUCAGACUUACUUAGCUUCCAGUCCAAACCCAUUCAGCCAAGCAAAUGCAGCUGAAACUAUAUCUGCUGCGAGAGCACUGACACCCGCUCCUUCUUCAGCUACUAGUCAGACUGCGUGUGUGUCUAGACGGGCUUCACUUGGAUCUGCUUCUACUCAGCGUGUGUUUGGAUCAAGACUGGGGCGGAUUAAGACCACAGUUAAUACCGCAGGGGCUUCUGGGAAGUUGCCAGCCUGCACUCCUCCUUCUGCUCCUCCACCCUCUGGAUCUGGCGCAAGUAAAAUAGACAAAUAUGCCCGUAUUCUCUUUCCAGUCACAUUUGGAGCAUUUAACAUGGUCUAUUGGGUUGUUUAUUUAUCUAAGGACACUAUGGAGAAAUCAGAGAGCCUAAUGUAA
This is a messenger RNA of Lepus europaeus (European hare), 1611 nucleotides long. RefSeq names its product gamma-aminobutyric acid type A receptor subunit alpha4 (gene GABRA4). Gene Ontology annotation, molecular function: GABA-A receptor activity; inhibitory extracellular ligand-gated monoatomic ion channel activity; transmitter-gated monoatomic ion channel activity involved in regulation of postsynaptic membrane potential. NCBI's taxonomy places the organism in Eukaryota, Metazoa, Chordata, Mammalia, Lagomorpha, Leporidae. The transcript has 9 exons. The record is from RefSeq and is a predicted model, not a curated record. Gene Ontology annotation, cellular component: neuron projection; GABA-A receptor complex; dendrite membrane. Bases 1 to 1611 code for a protein of 536 amino acids. Gene Ontology annotation, biological process: nervous system process; chloride transport; signal transduction.